UAAAAAAUAAAGGCCCUUUGAAUGAGUAGGUUUUUCUAAAACUUGACCGGUAGUGUAGUUAUACAGUACAUUCGGAAAGUAUUCAGAUCCUUUGUCUUUUUGUUAGGUUACAGCCUUAUUCUAAAAUGGAUUAAAUCGUGUUUUUCCUCAUCAAUCUAUACACCACCACAUCAUUUAUAUAUUUUUUACAUUUAAAAAAUGAUCACAUUUACAUAAGUAUUUCUGACCCUUUACUCAGUACUUUGUUGAAACACUUUUGGCAGUGAUUACAGCCUUGAGUCUUCUUGUAUGAUGCUACAACCUUGGCACACCUGUAUUUGGGGAGUUUCUCUCAUUCUUCUAUGCAGAUCCUCUCAAGCUCUGUCAGGUUGGAUAAGGAGUGUUGCUGCACAGCUAUUUUCAGGGAUGUUCGAUCGGGUUCAAGUCCGGACUCUGGCUGGGCCACUCAAGGACAUUCAGAGACUUGUCUCGAAGCCACUCCUGCGUUGUCUUGGCUGUGUGCUUGACCUGUUGGAAGGUGAACCGUCGCCCCAGUCUGAGGUCGUGAGCGCUCUGGAGCUUUUAGCAAACUCCAAGCGAGCUGUCAUGUGCCUUUUACUGAGGAGUGGCUUCUGUCUGGCCACUCUACCAUGAAGGCCUGAUUGGUGGAGUGCUGCAAAGAUGGUUAUCCUUUUGGAAGGGUCUCCCAUCUCCAUAGAGCAACUCUAGAGCUCUGUCAGAGUGACCAUUGGGUUCUUGGUCACUUCCCUGACCAAGGCCCUUCUCCCCCGAUUGUUCAGUUUGGCCGGGCAGCCAGCUCUAGGAAGAGUCUUGGUGGUUCCAAACUUGUUCCAUUUAAGAAUGAUGGAGGCCACUGUGUUCUUGGGAAACUUCAAUGCUGCAGAAAUGUUUUGGUACACUUCCCCAGAUCUGUGCCUUGACACAAUCCUGUCUCGGAGCACAACGGACAAUUCCUUUGACCUCAUGGCUUGAGGUUAUUGCUCUGACAUGCACUGUCAACUGUGGGACCUUAUAUAGACAGGUGUGUGCCUUUGCCAAAUCAUGUCCAAUCAAUUGAAUUUGCCACAGGGGGACUCCAAUUAAGUUGUAGAAACAUAUAAAGCAUGAUCAAUGGAAAAAGGAUGAUCAAUGGAAACAGGAUGCACCUGAGCUCAAUUUCGUGUCUUAUAGCAAAGGGUCUGAAUAAUUUUGUAAAUAAGGUAUUUCUGUUUUUUUUUAAACCCGUUUACUCGUUGUCAUUAUUGGAUAUUGUGUGUAGAUUGAAGAUUUGUAUUUAUUUAAUCCAUUUUAGAAAUUUGGAAAAUUGAAGGGGUCUGAAUACUUUCCAAAGGCAUUCCCACUGACUAGGUCUAUAGGCUGCAGUGCUGUCCAAUCAUUCUCUCCCAAAAACAGAGCUCAAAGUCCAUUGCAGAGUUUGACCUGAGGUCGGUGCACUAUGAGGUGAAAUCGCCAAAAUGCCACGAGCUGAGUUUGUUCAUGCCCCCUCACGACCGCAUCAGCUUCAACUUCCGCUGCGAGCAGGAGGCUCAGGAGUGGGCCACCGUGGUGAUAUCGUCACUCAGAGAGGCACACAGGGUGUCCGACAGCCCUCCCACUGAUGACCGACAACUUCCUCUGGAGGUCUUGGAGACACCCAGCUCUGCUUCCUUACCACGCACAGAGGAGAUGUGUGCUGAGCUGACCAGGGCCAUCGAGGCUGGUGACAUCCAGGCGGCCUCCAUCUACGCUGCCACCCUGGCUCGUCAGCAGGCAGAGCUGAAGAUCCAGCCCUCUGAGAGGAGCUACGGAGACACAGAUCUUAGCUUGGCUGUAGUGGUCGAAGAUUCUUCGUCUUCCUGUUGUGUCACAGUGAAAGUCCCCCCCCACGCGACCAUCGCAAUACUCAAGCAGCAGGUAUUCCUGGAGUAUGGCUUCCAUCCGCGGGUGCAGCGCUGGGUGAUUGGCCAAUGUCUGUGUGCAGACCAGCGCUCUCUCGCGUCCUACGGGGUGCGUAGGGAUGGAGACACGGCCUUCCUGUACCUCCUCUCUGCCCGCCACGCCCGUCUCACACGGCAGCUGCUCCAGCAGGACCAGGAAAGAGCCCUCCUCACCCCCGCUACCCCUCCUCUUGAGACCCCAAGCAACGGCCCCACAUCCCAGGACUGGAGGGGUUACAGCACCCUGCCCCCCAGACUGAGCCACAGCAGCAUGGGUUCAAAUGGAGCGGGGCCAAAUGGAGCGGGGCCAAAUGGAGCCGGGGCAGAGAGGCUGAAAAUCAGUGAAAUCAAAGACCUCAUCAACCUGGAGAUGCCGCAACUCACCAAAGCACUUAACCCUAAGAAAUCAGGGCCUCAGGGUUGGGCCUGCCCUUCUUGCACGUACAUAAACAAGCCCACGCGGCCUGGCUGUGAGAUCUGCAGUACAGACCGUCCAGAGAGCUAUACUGUUCCUGGGAGCUACAAACCAGACCCUCUGGAGCUUCACCGCAUACAGCAGGAGAAAGAAGCUGUCCGACAGUACCAGCAGGCGAGGGAAGCAGAGCGGAGGGAGAACUUUGCCCGGCUGGUGAUGUUGGAUGGAAAGGACCUGGUGCCCAACCCAGAUGCUGUGGACUGUAGGAUCUGUUACCUGGACCUGCAGCCUGGGGAGGGAGUCCUGCUCAGAGAGUGUCUCCACUGUUUCUGCAGAGAUUGCCUGCGCUCAGUAGUCCUGAUGUGUGAGGACCCGGAGGUGGCCUGUCCGUACCGUGAUGACACGUACGCCUGUGACUGCACCCUGCAGGGGAGAGAGAUCAGAGCCUUGGUGUCGGAAGAGGAGUACGAGCGCUGGCUGCAGAGAGGCUUGUCUGUGGCAGAGUCUCGUUGUGAGGGCAGUUACCACUGUGCCAGCCCAGACUGUGCCGGGUGGUGUGUGUACGAGGACACCGUCAACGUGUUCCACUGCCCCGUCUGCAACAAGCACAACUGCCUGCUCUGCAAGGCGAUUCAUGAAGGGAUGGACUGUAAGCAGUACCAGGAUGACCUUACGACCCGUGCUGAGAACGACUCGGCAGCCCGCAGAACCAGAGAUCUGCUCAAGACCCUGGUCCUCUCCGGGGAGGCCAUGCACUGCCCACAGUGCGGCAUCAUCGUGCAGAAAAAGGAGGGCUGUGAUUGGCUGCGUUGCACUGUCUGUCACAGUGAGAUCUGCUGGGUCACCAGGGGGCCUCGCUGGGGACCUGGGGGUCCGGGAGACACCAGCGGAGGCUGCCGCUGUAACAUCAACAACCAAAAAUGUCACCCAAAGUGUCAGAACUGCCACUGAGAAAGACAAUGAGGGAUGUGUGCGUUAAGAGUGAGAUAGGACAAAUUAAGUGUGUGUCACUCAAAGGAUUGAUGAUUGCACUGCACAUUUAGCUAUGCACGUUUUCUGUUGGUUUCUGUUCUCCCUUUAGGCUGUGUUUAGAUAGUCAGUCCAAUUCUGAUAUUUUUUUCACUCAUUUGUCUAUUGACCAAUCAGAUCAGCUCUGAAAAAGACCUGAUGUGAUUGGCCAAAAUACCAAUUAGUGUAAAAAAUACCAGAAUUGUACUGCUUGUCUAAAUGCAGCCCGAGUCAUGCAAUACUGUUCAGGGACACAUUAAACUAAGUGUACUUAACUUUUUCAGCCCUCAAAGCCAAAGUCUAAUACUAAUGACCGCAUUCUGGGGUUGUAACAGAGAGCGUACUGUGUUCUAACUGGACAUAAGAAACAGAACAAACAAUCUCUGUUUCAAACUGCACUGCGUUGUGUGCCAAUUAAUAGCCAUUUUGAAAGUACAUGAGUUCAUGUGAAAUGAAUACUUCUGCAUGUUUUUCUAUGUUUUAGCACCUCUGAAUGAAUGCCAGGCUCUGUCAUGUAGAUUUGUUUCCAAGACUAAGUGUUCUAUUUUGCUCUAUUUAUUACUCACAGGCUCUGGUUACAGACAGACAAAUGUAUGAAUGCCAAGAAAACACUUUCUAUCUGCCAGUUUUCAUGGAAUAAUCAGAUUUGCUCAGUAACUGCUGUGUGCCAUAGUGAGUUUUUAAAACAGUGUGUCAAUAAAGCCACUCUAAACACAA
Oncorhynchus nerka (sockeye salmon) is the source of this 4056-nucleotide messenger RNA. It is a transcript of the gene shrprbck1r, whose product is annotated as sharpin and rbck1 related. The coding region runs from base 1477 to 3282 and encodes 601 amino acids. The record is from RefSeq and is a predicted model, not a curated record. Lineage: Eukaryota; Metazoa; Chordata; Actinopteri; Salmoniformes; Salmonidae. Gene Ontology annotation, molecular function: ubiquitin binding; ubiquitin-protein transferase activity. Gene Ontology annotation, cellular component: ubiquitin ligase complex. The transcript is spliced from 14 exons. Gene Ontology annotation, biological process: protein linear polyubiquitination; proteasome-mediated ubiquitin-dependent protein catabolic process; positive regulation of canonical NF-kappaB signal transduction.